Molecule: messenger RNA, 876 nt
Organism: Aspergillus caelatus
Lineage: Eukaryota; Fungi; Ascomycota; Eurotiomycetes; Eurotiales; Aspergillaceae
Product: ankyrin repeat-containing domain protein
Exons: 1
Coding region: 1-876 (291 amino acids)
Molecular function (GO): protein binding
Source: RefSeq, a predicted model, not a curated record
AUGAAAGCAGCAUCUGCUGAACAUGAUGCGAUAGUGCAGCUGUUUCUUGAUCACGGUGCCCCUAUCGACCGGCACAGGUCAGACGGGAAGAAUCCCCUGGGCCUGGCAGCUGAGGCCGGGCGCCUCAGUACAGUCAAGUUGCUUAUCACACGUGGAGCAAAUCCCAAGCUCCCCAAGUCCGACCUAGGAAACACCCCACUUGCGAUUGCCGUAUCUCAUGGGUAUCCAGAGAUUGUCGAGCUUCUUAUCCAAAAUGGUGCGAUGGUCCGUCGCCAAAAUGUAGAGGGAAACACACUGCUUUCUGAUGCAGUGGAGAAACAACAUUGGGAAACCGCUAAAGUUCUUCUUCAAAACGGCGCCAAGGUCGAUAAGAGAAACUCACAUGGCUUAACUGCGCUUGAUAAAGCCGCGAUGAGUAAUAACAUAGCAGGUGCUCGACUAUUGAUUGAACAUGGAGCCCAAGUCAAUUCCGAUAGCUCGUUUGGAGGGGCGCCUCUCUUUGCUGCUGCAAGACGAGGCUAUGAAGAUAUGGCCAGGCUGCUAAUUAAGAAUGGCGCCGACAUCAACUCUCUGAGUGAGCUUGUACCACGGGCUUACAAGCAGCUUCCGGAAUAUGAGAAAUUGAGGGAUCUGUCACUGAGGAGGGGCGCCGACUCCGAUUGCGCGCUGUCCUUUCCCGUGAUACCGCUGUUGAUGGCUGCAGCAAACGGUCAUGAAGUAAUGUGUCGGCUUCUAAUAUAUAAUGGUGCGGAGGUUAAUUAUGAGACCUUGAUGGGGGUGACACCUGGAUGUCUUGCAGAAGCCUACGGCUACCAUGAGGUAAAGAGUCUUAUUGAAAGAGUUAAUUCUGGCCAGGAGUUUAAGUCUACCGUGUAA